Pungitius pungitius (ninespine stickleback) is the source of this 2176-nucleotide messenger RNA. RefSeq names its product ras-related protein ORAB-1. Gene Ontology annotation, molecular function: GTP binding; GTPase activity. NCBI's taxonomy places the organism in Eukaryota, Metazoa, Chordata, Actinopteri, Perciformes, Gasterosteidae. The record is from RefSeq and is a predicted model, not a curated record. Gene Ontology annotation, biological process: vesicle-mediated transport. The transcript has 5 exons. The coding region runs from base 179 to 883 and encodes 234 amino acids.
CAGCCAUAUUUGAUUCGAUUAUGCUGUUCUGGCUGCGACAACCAGUUUAGCCAGUUCUUAACGAAAAAAAAAAAAAACAACGGUGUCUUUUCUUCACUAGGCGGCCAGCUUCACGGUUAAUCGGCGACGAAGUCCAACUGUAUUCACAACAACGACAGCUUAUACCCUGUAGUCAACGAUGAAUCCCGAAUACGAUUAUUUAUUCAAACUGCUCCUGAUCGGCGAUUCUGGUGUCGGAAAGUCUUGCCUCCUUCUCCGGUUUGCAGAUGAUACGUACACAGAGAGCUACAUAAGCACCAUCGGCGUGGACUUCAAGAUCAGGACCAUCGAGCUGGACGGCAAGACCAUAAAACUUCAGAUCGUAAGGAGAACGUUGUGUAAUCGAGCCGCAAAUAGACGAGCAGUAAAUCAUCCCUGGAUCAUGUUUGGACCGACGGGCUGUGCUUUGCUUCCUCAGUGGGACACGGCCGGUCAGGAGCGGUUCCGCACCAUCACGUCCAGCUACUACAGAGGAGCUCACGGCAUUAUAGUGGUUUACGAUGUGACGGAUCAGGAGUCCUUUAACAACGUCAAACAGUGGCUGCAGGAGAUCGACCGCUACGCCAGCGAGAACGUCAACAAGCUGCUCGUGGGCAACAAGUGUGACCUCACCACCAAGAAGGUCGUGGAUUACACCACAGCCAAGGAAUUUGCCGACAACCUGGGGAUCCCCUUCCUGGAGACGAGCGCCAAGAGCGCCACCAACGUGGAGCAAGCCUUCAUGACCAUGGCGGCCGAGAUCAAGAAGCGGAUGGGCCCCGGGGCCACGGCCGGCUCCUCGGAGAAGUCCAACGUGAACAUCCAGAGCAAGCCGGUCAACACCUCGUCCGGAGGCUGCUGCUGAGGGGCCACCAAGACGAAACGCCACGCCCGACCCCCCCACCCACCCACCCUCACCCCCCCGAGCACCCGACCAGUCUCAAUGUUACCAUGCUCCACAGGGAGAGGGAGGAAGGGAGAGAGAGAGAGGAGGAGAGAAGGAGAUAGACAGAUGGGGAAAGACACGACUUUGAGGGGACGGGUUUGUGCAGAAACAUCAGAUUCCCGUCCCAUCCUUUCAGAGUCAGCAAUAGGACGGUAAGUCCAUCGACCCCCACAGAACGCAGCGGGCGGCUCAUUCUUUUUCUUUUCUUUACGUACUGGGGUAAAAAAAAAACAACUAAAUGUAUACGAUUUUAACAGUGUGUGAAGUUAACUAAUGAGAGAAAACACACGUAUUCAGGUUUUCUUCUUUUUGUUUUCCCUUUUCCAUUUUUUGAGUUUGCUAAAUUAGUCACUUUUCUAAAAAAUAAAAAUAAAAAAAAUGAACCCACCCAGGAAAAAAAUCACAGAAGAAACCCCCCCCCUCCACAAGGUGGUCUUUUAUUUGGCUGUCGAUAAGAGCCCGACUUCGGCCCCCGAUUCUCCUCCGACAUUUGACUCGGUGAGCACUUCAAAUGAAGCACAUGCUUAGAACCAGCACCAUGCACGCUCAGAACAGGUGACACCCCCCCCCCCCCCUCCCCCUUAUUCGGUGUGCAUGUGUGCGGCGUCCUGAUUACCGAUUACAACACCUGCCCCCGCCCCUUCUUAACUAAACAAACGAUGUGCCAGUGCCUUUGUGGCAGGAGAUUAUUUACAUGACACUUAUGCCUUCGGUGCUCCCGUGUUGUCGGCGUGUUUCCCCUCGUUUGCCCACAAGUCGUGACUUCUUACUGGAAGGGUCCACGCUGUACGAUAGCGGCCUACAUUCCUGUGUGUGUAUAUAUAUAUAUAUAAUAUAUAUAUAUAUCUUUAUUCGGCUCCGUGUGUGCUCUGCUGGGUCUUGGCGAUACAAUAAGCAUGUGCUACAUUGGGAGACGUGACGUCAGCCGCGUUUUUUGUUGUUUUUUUUCCCCUCCGCUAAUGUUCCUUCAACCGACAGCACAACCGCAACAGGAGAAGCGGGAGAACCACCAUCCCAGCUCGAGAAUAAUCUAUAAACUGUAUAUAUUUAUACAUAAAUGUAAGAAGUGAUUUGCAAAUUGUGUUGAAGCAAGCGAAUGACAUGAUAAAUAGAUGGAACUAGUAAUCUCGACACGUGAUUUGUGGCUGCGGACAUGACAUUUUUUGUGGCACGAUGUCUACUAUUAAAAGCGAUGAAGGAGAUCUUUGAUAA